Anopheles maculipalpis is the source of this 2814-nucleotide messenger RNA. RefSeq lists its product as uncharacterized. The record is from RefSeq and is a predicted model, not a curated record. The coding region runs from base 1 to 2808 and encodes 935 amino acids. Gene Ontology annotation, cellular component: nucleus. The transcript is spliced from 6 exons. Gene Ontology annotation, biological process: positive regulation of transcription by RNA polymerase II; regulation of neuron differentiation. Gene Ontology annotation, molecular function: DNA-binding transcription factor activity, RNA polymerase II-specific; RNA polymerase II transcription regulatory region sequence-specific DNA binding. NCBI's taxonomy places the organism in Eukaryota, Metazoa, Arthropoda, Insecta, Diptera, Culicidae.
AUGAUGUCUCCGGAGAGUAAUGGUGAGCAGGAGCACGGUACGAUGUUUCCGGUGAGUGUUGUCAGCUCCUCACCAAUGGCCAUCAAAAGGAUGCGUUUUGCUAGUGUCGAUGAGGACGCAAGUCACGGGUCGAGUGUGUCGGAUGUGAGUAAAGCGCUCAACUAUCACGCCGCCAACAACAGUGGUGCCGGUGCAUGCGCAAAGGAUCCGUCCAACAGUGGUGACGCGUUCGAGGACGACGAGUACGAUGGGGCCACCGCACACGAGUGUACGGCCGGAAGUGAUCGCAGCAGCAGUAGUUGCACGACAGUGAUCUAUGGUGCUGGUGGCAAGUGUACGGAACCGAUCGAUAACAAUAACAGUCCGCUGAGUGGCAAUAACAACAAUCGGAACGUUAUUAGUGGCAGUGGUACGAGUGGCAGUGUUGGAAGUGUUAGCGGUGACAUUGGUGGGAUUCUACAUAACAAUAACAACUCGAUCAAGACACGGUUGGGUGAGAUGGAGGAGGCUAAACUGGUGGAGUUAAGCAAGUUUUUCGCGGACAGUGAGAAGGACGAAAAUAUGGCGACGAUCCUGGAGCUGUUGCAUGAUAACUACGGUUUAAUCCAGCUCUACUCAUCCGGUUACGAGUGUAAACAUGAUAAAUGCCUUUACGAAAACCUGCACGAACAUUUCCACUGUCACGAUACGUUCUGUCGGGGGAAAGUUUUGUACAAGAAGUACGAAAUCAUUCGUCAUCUCAAGUGGCACAAGAAGCGGAAAGAGUCACUUAAGUACGGGUUCUACCGAUUCUCAUCGUCGGACGAUUGCAGCAUACAGUACGGGGCGUGUCAGCAUAAUCAUAAGCAUACGCACUACCACUGUGUGCACGACAACUGUGAUAAGGUGUACAUUAGCACGAGCGAUGUCCAGAUGCACGCCAACUACCACCGGAAGCAUGAGGCGAUCGUAAAGAAUGGAUUUCAACGCUUUCGGGCGACAGAAGACUGCAGUACGGAUUACUGUAUGUUCCGGGCGCAACGGACGACACAUUUCCACUGUCGGCGGGAGAACUGCAAAUAUACCUUCAAAAACAAAGCUGAUAUGGAGAAACACAAAACGUACCAUCUGAAGGAUGAGAUGCUGCUGAAGGAUGGUUACAAAAAGUUCCUUAAGACGGAAGAUUGCACCUACAAGGACUGUCGGUUUUCACGCGUUUGCAAUCACAUUCACUGUAUGCAUGAGAACUGUCACUAUGUGCUACAUUCGAGCGGACAGCUACUAAGCCAUAAGCGGAAGCACGAGCGAAUGGACACGGAGGUAGACUAUAGGCGAUAUCAGAUGGCACGCAAUCUGCUUACCAAAUUUAACCAAAGUAAGACGGAUGAGAGUACCAAGUCGGUUGGAGAUGUAACGGCCGGUGUUCCAGAACGAUCACCUGUGAGGGACGAUGAAACAAGAAUAUCUCCAGGUCCCACGAUGAGUCAGGAAGGAACGGUGAAGAAUCCUUUCCUCGAGCUACUAGCGGUGAUGGCUGAGAUCACCUUCCGCACAUUACCGUUGCAGAUGAUGUAUCAGAUGCGGCUGCAGAUGUUGCAGCAGAUGAGCUACGAGCAAGUAUUUGCACUGGAUAAUGUAGAGAUGCUACGAAACCUAAGCGUGAUGGGAAAUAUUGAAGAGACUUACCUGCAUCAGCUAUACGGAAGUAGAUUAAUGGAUGGUCCACUAACAGAAGGCCCAAACAAUAGUCAACAGCACAGUCCUGUAAGCUAUGCACAUGAAAAACCACCUCCUGCGAAACGGAAAUAUAAGCCGCAAGAAUUAACUUCAGAUCAGCUUGAACCUCCCACGGACAUUCCUGUGUAUAUGAAGAAAGAGUCAAUUAGUAGUACACCUACUCGAUCGAAGUUACUCUCCAAUCCUACGGUAGACUAUCGUUUGCUUAAGCAGGAAGACUCUACUCCAUCGCAAACCGCAACAUCCUCGAGCGCAAUCGAAUCCCCAGCAGGCGUAGAUCGUGAUCGUGCGUUACUGGAGACGGCCAAUUUCCUGCAGUUUAGUUCGAGUAAAACACUCUUCAAUCGGAAGCGAGGACGUCCACGGAAGAACCACGUCAUGGAGGUGUACAAUAAUGUACAGGAUUCACCGCAAGCCAUCUUUACUAGCUUCAAGCUGGAGAAGAAUGAUCCACGAUCUACGGUCACCUCUGAAGUACAAUCGGCCAAUGUGCUCGCAACGAUGGGUGAUACGGAACGUAAUGAAGCGCUGGAUGCUGGCAGAGGUCUCUGUCCACCAGCUGGAACAGUCACCGUUAAGAAUCAAGCUCAGCAGCAGUAUGUACCGAGUGGUGUUGGUUACAUGGGGUCGAACAGUGGAACAACGUCUCAUCUGGGCGGACUUGACUCGGCGGCAAUCUUUGGCAACUUUUCCCAGUUGCUAGAGCGUCAUAUGCGAGAGGUACCGCAGAACAUGGAUGCUGUUCCACAGGAGAAGGCCCGAAACCACCUCAAGUGUGUCGUCUGUCGGAAUCUGUUUGAAACGUUUGCGGACAUUAAGAACCACGAAUGUCGUGGUGAUCGUGCUGCACUGGAUAAACCCCUGCUAGCGUUUCCACCAGCUCUAGCACAUCACACCACCCAGUCGGCACUGGAUUACAGAAGUCCAACCUUUCCCGCGAUAGACGGACCAUCCCAAUUGUCUCGUAUUGCAGCAGUACCUUCAUCGUUGACUUCUGGCGGCCCUCAGCAAGCGAGAGAUUCUGUGUCAUUAGUAAAAACGGCCGGUACCUUCUUUCCGGAUGUAAAUGCAAACAAACUCAAGUAUGCGUAAGGUGUG